CACAGACAAAACUCCCUCCCUCUCUCAUUCACUCACUCACUUUAGGCCAAUCCGUCCUCUCUCUCUCUCUCCCUCUCUCCCUGUGUCUCUCUCCUACUCUGAGACAGAGUCAGAACUCUUCUCCCUGACAGCCACAAACAUCUACAGCACUCAUUGCAUGCAGAGAGGGAACCUGCAAACAAAACUUCACAGAAAACUUUUGGUUCUUUUUCCAGAGAAUUUGCUGAAGAGAAGGAAAAACAAACAAACAAACAAACAAAACAAACCAGCCCAAAAAACAAAACAAAACAACAACAAAAAAAAAACUGUGCGUGAAGGGGGAGGAAAAGCAGGGCCUUUUAAAAAGGGAAUCACAACAACUUUUGCUGCCAGGAUGCCUUUGCUUUUGAAGAGAGGAUUUUUGUUGGUGCUUUGCUGGAUUAUAGUGAGGAGUUCCCCAACCCCAGGAUCCGAAGGGCACAGUUCAGUCACUGACUGUCCAUCAUGUGCCCUUGCCACGCUCUCCAAGGAUGUGCCCAGCUCACAGCCUGAGAUGGUGGAAGCAGUAAAGAAGCACAUACUGAAUAUGUUGCACUUGAGGGACAGACCUAAUAUCACCCAGCCGGUGCCCAAGGCAGCACUUUUAAAUGCCAUCAAGAAACUCCACGUGGGAAAGGUGGGAGAGGAUGGCUAUGUGGAAAUAGAGGAUGAUGUUGGAAGAAGAGCCGAAAUGAAUGAAGCUGUGGAGCAAACCUCAGAAAUCAUCACUUUUGCGGAAUCAGGCACACCCAAGAAAAUGUUGCACUUUGAGAUUUCCAAGGAAGGCAGUGAAUUAUCGGUGGUGGAACACGCUGAAGUGUGGCUCUUCCUGAAGGUCUCCAAGGCCAACCGGAGCAGGACAAAAGUGACCAUCCGCCUGUUCCAACAGCAGCGGCAGCCAAAAGGCAACUCUGAAGGAGCAGAAGAGAUGGAGGAUGGAGGGCUGAAAGGUGAAAGGGGCGAGACUCUGAUUUCAGAGAAGGCAGUGGACACGCGUAAGAGCACUUGGCACAUCUUCCCUGUCUCCAGCAGUGUGCAGCGACUCCUGGAUCAAGGGAAGAGCUCCCUGGAUGUGCGGAUUGCCUGCGACCUGUGCCAAGAGACUGGAGCCAGCCUGGUGCUACUGGGCAAGAAGAAGAAAAGGGAAGAUGACGGAGAAGGAAAAGAAAAGGAAGCCGGAGAACUCACUGGGGAAGAGGAAAAGGAGCAAUCACAUAGGCCCUUCCUGAUGAUGGUCGCCCGGCACGCUGAGGACCGCCAGCACAGGCGGAGGAGACGAGGCCUCGAGUGUGACGGCAAAGUCAACAUCUGCUGCAAGAAGCAGUUCUUCGUCAGCUUCAAGGACAUAGGGUGGAGUGACUGGAUCAUUGCACCUACAGGUUAUCAUGCCAACUACUGCGAAGGAGAGUGCCCCAGCCAUAUAGCAGGCACAUCUGGUUCAUCGUUGUCUUUCCACUCCACUGUCAUCAACCAUUACCGCAUGCGGGGCCAUAGCCCCUUUGCCAACCUCAAGUCGUGCUGUGUGCCCACCAAGCUGCGGCCCAUGUCCAUGCUGUACUACGACGAUGGCCAGAACAUCAUUAAGAAAGACAUACAGAAUAUGAUUGUGGAGGAGUGUGGCUGUUCAUAGGCACACGUGCACGCAAGACCCUUCUCUGUUAACCUGAGAAGCAAAUAUUGUAAAAGCCCAAGAAGAGGAAAGACCUGACAUGGUAUAACCUUUUUGAAUGAAACAAUCAACUGAAAUAAAAGCAAAAACAAAAAAAGAGAGAGAAAAGAGAGAAAAAAAAAGCUGACCUGAGGAGGAUCAGAAAAGACUAAAGAUAUACAAAGGAAGAAAAAAGAAAGCUUCAUGACCAGGGCUUGAGUGAGAUGCAUUUGAAUGGCGGUAUGGGUCGGGGAUUUCCCCUUCCUUUCAGUAUGCUCCUUAUCUUAUUAGAUAGUAUAUUAAACAUUACCUGUAACAAGGGGAGUUAUGUUCCCUCCCCUGGUUACCCAUCAGUUCAAGCCGUGGUAGCAGCUCAUCUAACCUGCAGCAAUUUGGACUAAGUCCAAAAUGUCAUUGAAAUUCCUUGAAAAGCCAUGUGUAUGAACACUACAUUCACUGGCACUUUCCCCCCACAAUUUACCAAGGAACUGAGUACGUGUGUAGUGUCUGUAUGGAUAUAUAUGUGGCUAUGUAUUUAUAUACGUAUCUGUAUACAUACAUACACUACACACAUCCAUAUACUUACUUAUAUUGGUAAAGGGACAAUAAUGUGCAGGUGUAUACACCUUCAUCUUCUGCACUACAUUUACAAAAAAAAAAAAAAAAAAAAGGAAAAAAGGAAAAAAAGAAAAGAAAAAUGAAGAAAAAACAAAAUAAAAAAUAAAAAGAACGAAAGAAAGAAUAAAAGUUACAUUUUGUAAAGGUGCUUACAACAUUAGAACUAUGCAACCUAGUUGGUUUGAAACUGUUUACCUGUGAGAGAAAGAAAAAAAAAACAGAAAGACUUUUUUUUUUAAAUGGAAGUAACUUGUUUUAAAACAAAAUUCUUCAGUGAGAGAUACUUGAAAGGAACAUGUUUGUCCAGUUACUGGAGCCAAACAUUUCUAUAUUUUGUAAAAAAAAUUUUUAAUCGUUUACUAUUUGCACUACAAUGGUGUCUGACCUGUCUAAUCCUUAUUUAACAAACAUUUGCAAGGGAGGGUGGUUGGGUGUGGGAAGGGUUGAGAGCUGCACUUAUUGUGAGCUAUACAAGAACUGCUACAGCACACAAAAUAGCUAUUUUUAUUAUUAUAAUUAUUAUUAUUAUUUUAUACCUUAAAAAGAAUAGACACAUACACCAAAGACAUUUGUGCGAGCCUCUAAAAAGUCUGUUUGUGGUUGGUACCAUUCACCUGUAAUAAGUUAGGGUUUGAAUUAAGGGUCAGUGGAUUGAUUACAUUCAGGCUAGUAUAUCUGUUAACUAGAUAAAUUCAAAUACUGCCCUCAACAGAAAAUUGCAAUUCGAAGUUAGCUCUGGAUUUCAAAAGCCCAGAAAAGCCCUGGGAUUUGGAUCCAAGGUGCCUGGAUCCAGUGCCCAUCUAGGUAUAAUUGUACUCAUUUUGCAUGUACAACACUAAGACUCAUCCCUGCCGCACAGCACCUGUGCAUUGCUGGGAAACAACUUUAUACAAGCGAUAUACAUAUAUAUAUAUGUAUAUAUUUCUGUAUGUAUAUAUGUAUGUAUACACAAGGUAUAAGCACUUCUGGCUUCACUUUAAUGUUCUUAAAACAAUGAAUGUUUGUGUGCAAAGCACAGUAUAUUAAAAGGUUGUCUGUUUGUUACUAAUAUGUGGGAGGGACAUGUUCAAAAUAGUAUCUGUGUGAGAGAAACCUAAAGUGCUGGUGUACACUUCGAAAGUACUGAUGUAAAACUGCAAGCAGCUUUGGGCCCUGCCCACCAUCGCCCCGGCAAAAUGUACCGAAAAUGGAAGUUGUGGUAGGAUUUCUGUUUUCAAUGCCGUCUUUAGUGGAAGACUGGCUGACUCAACCACCACCCUUUAGCACGGCAACUCUGAAGGGGGUUGCGCGUUUAAGACCUAAUUUUCAGUGUCAACACCUAACCUGAAGGGUCCAACCCAUAGGGCAUAGGUAGAUAGGUUGUUAAAAAAUUCUAUCGCUGCCGUAUUUAAAAGAAUGUUAAAGUUACAACAUUUGUCUUUGGCUAGGGGGAGAUGAGAGGAGGGAACGGGAGAAACCUUGAGGCCCUGUUUACACUGAAUUCGAUAACCCUGAGCCUGAAGCUCCAGACUCUCACGGGUUUGCAGGACCGAGCCCUUGUUAGGUGCCUUCUGGUGAGGGGGCUUCAAAACACCCCUCACCGAAAGAAGCGCUAACACAGCUCCCCGCCUCGUUGAGAGCACGGUUUGUGAAAAAAGAAAAAAUUAAAAAAAAAAACCCCUAUAGCACAAUUUAACCCAGUCACAUUGGCUAGGGAUAGCAUGUUAGCACCUUCAUGGCGAGAACCAUGUUUAAACAGUGUAAUCAGGGCCUUCAUUUUUGUCAGCCAAAACUGUUUGUGUGCGCGCAUGUGUGUGUUCUCCAUGUCUGUGUGUGUGCACAUGUAUGUGCGCGUGGGCGCACAUCCAUAUUUGUAUGUAUUAAUAGAGAUUUUUAAAAAAAGAAAAAAAAAGAAAAAAAAGGCAGAAAAGAAAAAAAAAAGCCCUUUCCUCUGUUGAAUAAAUAUCAACAUACAUGCUUAUAGCUGAGUUUUCUAUCUAAUUUAUUCCACAGUAUUUAGAUUGCAUAGUACAGCUAAUGGGUUAUACAUUUAUGUACUUUUUAUACAAUGCAUUUUUUACAGACUUGUUUGCAGUUUGCAAAAAAAACCCUUUAAAAAAAUUGUAACAAUUGGGUAAACACUAAAUUUGUCACUAAAGCAUUCUGUAAAAUAUCAAGGCUUUCUGAUUUAAAUUAUUCACAGAAGUUUGUUGGGUUUUUUGUAUUUUCUUCCUGGGGAGAAGGAGGGAGGGAUGCCAAAUGCUAGUAGGAAAAAAAAUAAAAUAAAAAAAGAAGAUGCACAACUAAUUUAUCUUUAUAACUUAAACAAAACAAGUUGCUGACCCUGCUUCACAUGAAGCAAGUGGCAGAAUUGCUGUUGAUUUUUCUAGAAGCAGAGCCAGGCUCUGCAACAGCAGGGGCAGAGACAUAGCCUAUGACGGUUGUUGAAAAGAGGACCUUUUAUUUCUCUGGGCUUUGCAUCAGGCCUUAAAAUUGUAAGUGUGUUAUUGCAAAACCCUUACUGGUGUCAAUAGUCUCAUUGACCACUCCUGGUCUCCUUACAAGAGUAGUAAAACUAGUCACAGGAGUAAAGGUAAGCCAGAUCGAGGCGCAGAUUUGUUUCACUGUAGACAGUGCGAGGGGAAAGGAAGGAUUGUGAAUGAACAGCACCUUAGCCAGCAGUGGCUGAUUUGAUUAGUUAAAGCUGUUUUGCAUCACGGUUGGUCUCUGACUCUAGUGGCGAGGGAAGCAGGUGAGAUGGCUCACGUCAGCAAAGAUUAUGCUCAAGUUUGAUUAGCUGGAGAGAAUGGGAGACCUGAAAUUCCUGUGUCUUCCCCUAAGCGACAAUGGCAAAACUCCCAUAGGCAGCAAGUGGAGUAAGAUGUGGCUCAUGGUUUUCCUGGCCAAAGCAGACAGAGCCUAUAAAAAGGAGUUUGAUACUGAUGCUAAUUUUGAUGCAAGCUUUUAUGUGGUGAAUGGGGGCUGGUCCUGGAAAACAUGAAACUAGCAUGAGACAAUUCCCGAGUGAGGAAAGAAAAGAGGAUUUUAGAUGUGGUGAGUGGGUUACAUGAUAGAUACUCGCUGAUUUGAAAACCUUCUUCUGUUUUCGGUGUAACUGUUCCUAAGCCCUGCUUUUUAGCUUUCAUUUGUGUGUAUACCAUUCUCAAAUUUUAAAGGUUUCUCCCUCCAAUCUCUAGAUUCAGUCAUGGGGUUUUGAUUUGUGGUCAGAAUUAUUUAAAGCAGGGGGAAAUGAAAAAGUAUAUGAUAAAUUAAAAUAAGAAAUCAGGAUGUUAAUCAAGACUGACUGAUUCCAGCAAAACAUCCCACCCCUGAUAAUUUGGUUUAAUUAAACCUGCAUGUACUUAAAAUAGCAUUAGAAAUUGUUACCAUAUUUGACCAGUUCUUCAAGGACAUGCAGUCUCAGAAAUAAUUCUCCUUUCAGGUAUUAGUAUACCCCCCAAAAGCCUUUAACUACUAACACAUUCCUUUCCAUAUAACCCAUUUCCUGUUAAUAUUGAAAUAUAUUUUCAGUAUAUAUUUGAUCACCAAAAUGUACCUGUUCUGUGCCUCCACAAUCUUCUUGCUUCAUGGUUGACCACAUUUGGUUGUCUUUCCCCCUCCCCAGGUCAGAUGCUCACUGCAUACAAGGCCUAAGGAACUGGCAGAAAUGCACAUUGAGAAGUUUCUUUGGGAGGGCUGAAUGUAUUUGUAUUCUUGGGGUUUUGCAAAGCAAAAUGCUUACAGAUGCUUAUAAUUAUUCUGCAGUUAUAUGUCACAGCAGAAUACUGAUAUAGGGCCCAAAACUGCAGAACUGAACGAAGUGGGAGUUUUGUCAUUGACUUCAGUAGAAACAGUCUCUUACCAAUCAUUGCAAAACAGUACUCCAUCAUAAAUACCUGCUUCUUUGUAUUUAGUUGUGAUUCAAGCAAUCAGAUUCAUUUAACUGUAACACCACAAGGCCAAGGAGAGGUGAGCAGCAAUAUCUCUGAGUUAGAGAACUUCAGGCAUCCGUAAAGUCUGCGUGCAAAAUGAAAAUUUUUAUGGACUAUAGUUAUUCAUGUGGAAUAGUGCCUUACUCUGUAAGCAAUGCUGUUGAUUUCAGAGAGUCUCCUUUCCUAGCAAGUAGGAACAAAGUGAGCAGAAUCUAUUUCUGGAGUGUAGGUAGAAGAGAUGUGGUGGAAAUUAUUAAGUUCUUUAACUCAAACCUCAUGUCAAAAUUGUGCAUCAGUAUAAGAAUCAGAUGCUAAUCACUUUCCUUAGGCUGAGAAGAACUUUACUCUCCAUGUGCUCUCGUUGCAUCACGUGUGGAGUAAAAAGCUGCUCAAUAUGAAUAAAUAACAUCAUAAUUUGACCUUUCAUGAACAAUUAGAAGCAACAUUUUCAUGGGCAGAAAAAAACAACACUUCCGGGUUAUAUAGCUAUUUAUUUCUUGAGAUACAGUGAAUUUGUAUUAAUUCUCAAUGGGUUUUUUCUAUUUAAAUGCUUUCAAAAACAGUACAUUGACGAUGGAUUGAAGAUAUAUAUGUAUAUGUACAUAUACAUAUUAUAUAUAUAUCUACAAUAUAUAUAUACACACACAACAAAUAUAUAUAUGUAUAUACAUAUAUAUAUAAAUUAUGAAAGCCAAGAUAUUAUGAAGCCUAUUUUGUUUUUAUCAUUUUGUUUUGUUGUUGAUAUUAUUAUUAUUAUUAUUAUUAUUAUUGUUAUUAUUAUUAUUUUGCAUACUACAUGCAGUGCUUUAACCAAUGUCUGUUUGGCUAAUGUAAUUAAAGUUGUUAAUUUAUAUGAGUACAUUUCAACUAUGUCAAUGGUUUCUUAAUAUUUAUUGUGUAGAAGGACUGGUAUUUUUUUUAUUUACAUUAUGUUUAAAGAGGUAACAGUUUGAUAUGUUCUCAUUUGUUUAUAUUAGAAGUUAUUUAUUUUCACAGCAUUCCGUCUGAUAUUUUGAUAUUUGGAAGGCAUGCUACCUAUACUUUGUACAGUUAGUGGGCAGUAUUCAGCAGCUCCCAGUAGAUUUUUAGGCCCUUUGUUAAAUAAAAGACCUGUUUGGGAUUUUUAUUUUAGAUCUUUCUUAUUGGUUUGCCAGGACCACUCAGCGCACUUAUUGCCAGAUACUCUGCCUGCGUGACCAAUUUAUUCCUACUGUAUUUACCUAGGACAGAGGACCAAAAACACCUCUGGUGUAAGUCCAGUGACUUCAGUGAAGUUAUACCAGAGAUGCAUUUGGCUCACAGAGAAAACGCUUGUGCAAAUCAAUGCAAAGAAAAGGCAGAAAGAAAGAAAGAAAGAAAGAAAGAGUCUUUGCAUUUGGAAGAGGAUUUCAAUGUAUUAAAAAUGUUUGGGUCAGCUACUAUUUUAUUUUACUUUGUUCUUUUUGUUAUCUUGCUCUUUCUUAUACAACAACAGCAACAACACAAGUGAAAUAAAUAAAGGGAGUUUCACCAAG
Messenger RNA from Dromaius novaehollandiae (emu), 7709 nucleotides. It is a transcript of the gene INHBA, whose product is annotated as inhibin subunit beta A. The transcript has 2 exons. Gene Ontology annotation, cellular component: extracellular region. The record is from RefSeq and is a predicted model, not a curated record. NCBI's taxonomy places the organism in Eukaryota, Metazoa, Chordata, Aves, Casuariiformes, Dromaiidae. Gene Ontology annotation, molecular function: growth factor activity; cytokine activity; hormone activity. The coding region runs from base 158 to 1648 and encodes 496 amino acids.